AUGCAUCUCUUCGCCAACGCCGUGCCCAGGACGGCAGAGAAUUUCCGUCAAUUCUGCACCGGCGAGCACAAAGGUCCCGGCGGCAAACCGAUGGGAUACAAGGGGAGUAAGUUCCACCGAGUGAUCAAAAACUUCAUGAUCCAAGGAGGCGAUUUCCUGCACAGCGACGGCACGGGCUCCACGUCCAUCUACAACAACGCAGCCUUUGCCGACGAGUCCUUCGCCAUCAAACACACUCGUCCCUACCUUCUCUCCAUGGCCAACUCCGGCCCCAACACCAACGGGUGCCAAUUCUUCAUCACCUGCGCGGCGACGCCCUGGCUGGACAACAAACACGUCGUCUUUGGACAGGUGCUGGGCGAAGAAGAUGACGGCGGUGAAAGUAUUCGUGUGGUCAGGAUGGUUGAGAACACGAGGACCGCGGGUCCAGGCGGGCGGGGGACCGGGGAGAGGCCCGUCCUGGACGUUAGGAUCGUGGAAUGUGGAGAGAUGUAG
Messenger RNA from Cladophialophora yegresii CBS 114405, 495 nucleotides. RefSeq names its product peptidyl-prolyl isomerase H (cyclophilin H). Gene Ontology annotation, cellular component: intracellular membrane-bounded organelle. The record is from RefSeq and is a predicted model, not a curated record. Bases 1 to 495 code for a protein of 164 amino acids. The transcript has 3 exons. Lineage: Eukaryota; Fungi; Ascomycota; Eurotiomycetes; Chaetothyriales; Herpotrichiellaceae. Gene Ontology annotation, biological process: protein peptidyl-prolyl isomerization; protein folding. Gene Ontology annotation, molecular function: peptidyl-prolyl cis-trans isomerase activity.